Anopheles gambiae (African malaria mosquito) is the source of this 5754-nucleotide messenger RNA. RefSeq lists its product as uncharacterized. Bases 36 to 1016 code for a protein of 326 amino acids. Gene Ontology annotation, biological process: DNA integration. Lineage: Eukaryota; Metazoa; Arthropoda; Insecta; Diptera; Culicidae. Gene Ontology annotation, molecular function: nucleic acid binding. The record is from RefSeq and is a predicted model, not a curated record. The transcript is spliced from 2 exons.
CCGACACUGUAAACCCGCUACUGCCUGAGGUACACAUGACCAAAACAACAACAGCGAAAGCCACGAUCAAAAUGCUGAAGCAAUCAUUCGCAACUUUCGGAGUUCCGGAAGUAAUCGUUUCGGACAACGGCACCCAGUUUUCAAGCCACGAAUUCCUGACGUUCUGCACUAGUGAAGGUAUUCGACACAUUCGAAUUGCUCCAUACCAUCCACAAUCUAACGGUCUUGCUGAAAGAUUUGUGGACACGUUGAAAAGAAGCCUUCGAAAAAUUCGUUCGGGGGGAGAGACGCUCGAACAAGCUGUAGUCACUUUCUUACAAGUGUACCGCUCCACUCCUUCCAGUGAACUGGGCGGAAAAUCCCCGGCUGAAUUGAUGUUCAACAGACCUCUUCGUACUGUUUCGGCAUUGCUACGGCCAACCACAAGUGAAGAUGGUCACACAGUGCGAAGAGAUAGAAAAUUGCAGAACGAUGCGUUCAACCUCAAGCACGGGGCUGUCAAGAGAAGUUUUCAGCACGGAGAAUCGGUUUACGUAAAGGUUCAUCAAGCAAAUUCUUGGCAAUGGAAACCUGGCACCAUAAUUGAAAAGAUCGGUUCUGUCAACUACAACAUAUUUCUUGAGGAUCAACAACGACUGAUAAGAUCGCAUGCCAAUAAGCUCAAGUCGCGCUUCGCAGAAACCAGCCAACAUACAGAUCAGUCUACUCCACUAUCUAUCUUUUUCGACAAUUUCGGCCUACAAUUUCCAGCUGAAGUACCUUCAACCGAAAUUUAUGCAGAUGUUCAUUCACAGGAUGAAGAAGCAGUAGCCGUCAGCCAGAGCAACUCCUUCUUAACAGAAGAAAUUUCAGAAGAUGAACACGAAAACAGCGACGGUUCAAUGGUCGAACCAGUAGACGACGAACCAACUCCUGUUCCAGGACUAAGCGAACAGGCAACAUCCACAAUGAACAGACCGCGACGAACAAUCCAACUUCCUGCUCGAUUCAAGCCCUAUUGGAUGUUCAAACCCUAAGGGGGCAAAUGUUGGAUCCCAGUUACCACAGGGAUAAUGGAUAACACAUAGCAACACAUAGCAAUCAUGCGGUAUAUACAGGGUUUUCGAGGAUUAUAUAGACAUGUUCAGCGAGUUGUAGAUUCGUUCAAGCAUAUACAGUCAACUCUCUCUUAUUUGAGAGGCGAUGGGACUGUCGAAUAAGAGGGGUUUUCAAAUUACAGAGGUUGAAAGUGAAUGAAAGGUCCAUACAAACUAGAAAGAAACAAAACAUUUAGUAUGCAGCCUUAACCGUUACUAUGGGAAACUGCGAACAUAAUCGCCAAUUUGAGCAUACAUCAUUCAAUAACCAUGGCAACACCAUACACAAAUAAGAGGGAUACAGAUUUCAGAGGUUUUCCAAAUUAGAGGGAUAAAAAUGUACUGGAAAUCAAGGGACUGUGAAAAAUGUUCAAAUAAGAGAGGUUUCUCAAAUUAGAGAGGUGUCAAAUAAGAGAGGGUUCACUGUAAUAGACUCUUUCAGCGAGAUAUAGAAUUGUUCGGAAGUAGGCGUUGACAUGUUCGGUUAUACUGUAGAGCUGUCACUUUCGUACCCCUUGGACUGCAACUUGCAUCAUUCUCAUCAGGAGGUAAACAAACAGUUUUCGAAAAAAUAAGCUUUUUUCAACUAAUUUAUGUAUUAAACAGCUUGGUGAAUGAUUAUUAGCUACUUUUAUGGUAUUUAAGAAUGAAGAAUUGAACCCUUCGGCACAGUGUGUAAACAAAACAAAUGACAGCUCUACAGAAUCGCUGAACAUGUCUAAGCCUACUUCCGAACAAUUAUAUAUCUCGCUGAAAGAGUCUAUUAUAUGCCUGAACGAAUCUACAACUCGCUGAACAUGUCUAUACAAUCCUCGAAAACCCAGUAAGCAGCUCGAUAGCUCAUCACCGACUCACUCUUAAGUUGACUUCCAAAUACAUAUCUUAAAACUAGAACCUGUGUGCAAUAGUCCGAGUAGUUCGAACAUAUCACUAGUAUAUACAUAUUCUAAGGUGUAAAGGAGCGUCACGCUUCAGCCGUUACAUAGUGCAAAAAUUUAUCAAUUGCAUAAAAACGCGCUACGAAAGCGUGGUUGCUAUUGACUAAAUCUCCAAAGUUAACAUCCCUCUUCUUUUCUCCGUUGCUAUUAUUAUUAUUUAUUUAAUUCAACGAGCACAGUGACCCAAUUGAAGAUGAAAUAGAAAGCGUUUACAAUUAUUAUUACAAUUUACAGGGUUUACAAAUUAAAUGCGCAACACUACAUAGGUUACGGCAGGAGUCGAAGUCUAUCUUUGAACUGCGCUGAAGAUAUCCCAAAGUCAAAUGCAUCGGAGCUAGCAUUGAACUCUGCAGACAUACGAAUCAUAGGGUCUAACCGAUCAGCACUGUAUCGAAGCUGAGGUAUCCGCAGAAUAUUACUAGUCCUAAGCGGGCGAGAGGGUUGCAAAAAAGUUAAUGCAGGACAACAAAGACGGUGAGUCGAUGGUACCAUUGAGAAGACCACCGAUGAAAAGGCACUGUGCGUUGUGUCUCCUUACGGCAAGAGGUUCAAGGCCUAGAAGACGGCAUCCUGCAGUAUACGAUGGAAGAUUAGAAUAGUCGCGCCAGGGAAGAAAGCGUAGAGCAUAGCGAGUAAAUUUGCGCUGAAUAGCUUCAAUCCGAUCAAUAGUAGAAGUAGUUGCAGGGCUCCAGAGCACGCUCGCAUAUUCUAGCACCGGACGAACGAUGCUGCAGUAAACGGCUUUGUUGCAUACCGGAUCGCGAAGUUCUUUGGUUGUCCUCUAGCACCAAAAGGACACCAAACAGUUUGUUUCUUCUAGCAACGACAUCUAGCAUAACACCAAGAUCCUUCACACAUGCUUCCCUUUUGACAGCAGUAUUCUCUAUGUAGUAAUUUGCUGAAAUCGGGUUCCUCCCUCGGGAGAAAGAAACACAGCUGCAUUUUUGGAUACACGUCAGGCCAUUGCGUUUGCACCAGGAACAGAACAGAUCCAGGCAUUCUUGAAGAAAACCAUAAUCUGAUGGCUGGCGAACGGGACCAAAAGUUUUGGCAUCGUCUGUGUACAUGAUGAUUCUGCCAGGAGAUAACAGGUUGGCUGAUAAGUCCCCGGUCUGACACAUAGAUGGCGUCGCUAGUAUUAAGGCCGGGCUACAUUGAUCGUACUCGCAAGUGUAAUUUCGAUUUUCACUAGCGCAUCUGGCGGCGGCUGACCGAAGCAUUUUACCAAACAAUUUGGGGAUGCUCCAGAAAAUACGUAAUUUUGCUAUGUUUUUUACUUUAACUGGACUGGAAAAGCUUUGUAAUUGAUACAUAAAUAUGUUGUGCAAGUAUUUCAGCCGUUUUCGCAUCGAAAAACGGUGAAAAAACAUCUUAAAUUUGAGAUCCGGUACGACCAUUCCCCCGACGACCAAAAAAAGCUUGCACCAGCUGCCGCCAGAUGCGCUAGUGAAAAUCAAAAUUACGCUUGCGAGUACGAUCAAUGUAGCCCGGCCUUUAAAUGCAUAUUAUUUUUAUAUAGUACCAACCUUCAAAUGAUUCGUGUCAAAAUUUGACGUCUGUAUGUCAAUUAGUUUGUGAGCCAGAGCGUCUUUUGUCAAGCAACUUUUGUUAUUUUGUUGUUCCACCAAGACAACGCACCGUGCCACAAGUCAUUGAGAACGAUGGCAAAAAUUCAUGAAUUGGGCUUCGAAUUGCUUCCCCACCCACCGUAUUCUCUAGAUCUGGCCCCCCGGCGACUUUUUCUUGUUCUCAGACCUUAAAAGGAUGCUCGCAGGGAAAAAAAUUUGGCUGCAAUGAAGAGGUGGUCACCGAAACUGAGGCCUAUUUUGAGGCAAAACCGAAGGAGUACUACCAAAAUGGUAUCAAAAAAUAGGAAGGUCGUUAUAAUCGUUGUAUCGCUCUUGAAGGGAACUAUGUUAAAUAAUAAAAACGAGUUUUGACCAAAAAUGUGUUUUUCUUUGUUAGACCGGGGACUUAUCAGCCAACCUGUUAGUGCGAAAGUGACAUCAUUCAUAAAGAUGAUGAAGAGAAGCGGACCAAUGUUGCAUCCCUGAGGCACACCCGACUCGCUUGUAAUCUCAUUACUUGUACUCAUAAAUUUUGACGGUAUACUAACGAUCUAUGAGAUAUGAUUUCAGCCACUACAGGAGCAAAGUUGGAAGUACCAAUUUAGCGAGUUUAGCGAGCAAAAUGGAGUCCGGUAAAGAGUCAAAUGCAUAAGCGUAUAAAUUGCGUUAACUUGAACGCAACUGUUGAUCGUACGAGUGCAAUAAUUUAAAAAAAAUCCACAAGAUUUGUGGCAGUAGAUUUUUUUUUGCAACAAAUCUAUGCUGGGACGGGCUUAGCUAGCUAGAACAAGCGGCAAGCAGUGGAUUGUAAAGUGCUAGUUCGAAGACCUUCGCGAUUGCGCAAAUAGAAGUAAUGCCUGUAUAGUUGGAAGUAUCUAAUCUAUCGCUUUUUUUUUAAACUCGAAACAACCAGGAUUUUUUCUAGAAGAUACCGAUAGCGAGCACCUUGUUGAAUAUUUUGGCAAGAAUAGAUGCCACUGCCGAUUGUCAUCUCUUCAUAAUGGUUGGCGAUAUACUAUCGGGUCCAGGAGCGAAUGAUGGUUUAAGUCGGCCCAGCGCUGCGGUUACAGUUUCGUUGUAAAUAUACGGAAUGCUCAUGUCGAGUAUGCCAGCAGAUAUUAAUAAGCGCCAAGCUGACGAGAGAGGCAUCAAUGACUGCAGGUGAAUAGCAGUCCGCAAAACGUUGCGCGAAGAGAUUGCACAUAUCUGUGGCAAGGUUAUUAGACUCUAUACAGGUUACGACAAAAGCCCGUUUUGGCCGAUUUCAAAUAAAAAAAUUAAUGAAAAUUUUGACAGACAAAUUGGAAUGGUUUGUUUACAAUUCGACUGGUUUGUUUACAAUUUGUCUGGAUUGCAAUCGUGCAAUGGUAUAGUGUUUGGUGUUAAAUAUUGUAAGUUUUACUUUAUUUAAUUAUUUUGUAAUUUUAUAAUUACUAAUUUUGUGAUAAAUUAACAGUUGUGAUAAGGGAGAAAUCGAGUAAGUGAGAAUCCAAGACAUGAGCUCAUCGCGUGUUGGCCAACAUUGGAACCUGGCAGGCACGGAAACAUGGAGACAUGUCCUUCCAUUUGGCACAGGUGCUCUCGGGGCAUGGCUUUUUCUGGGAGUACUUAUGUAUCAAGGGUUUCACGUCGUCCUCGGACUGCCAGUGGUGUGUCGGUGUACCAGAGGAUGCAGAACAUGUGAUGUUCGAGUGUCCCCGUUUUGCUAGUGUCCGACAGGAGCUGCUUGGCGAGGGUGGCUCAGAUCCGGUUCGGCCAGAUAACCUUCAGCAGCAUAUGUUGCGAGACCAAGCCACCUGGAGUCGUAUCUGUGAAGCCGCUCGACAAAUAACUGUGGAAUUGCAGCGUUCCUGGGAUGCGGAAAGGGCCAAUCGCGCAGCUGAGGACAUGGCUUAGCGCGAGGCCGAGCUGGAGGAAAUUACGGCACAUAGAGCGGAGGUGGUUGCCGCUCGUAAUUAUCGACGUUAUGCGAGACGUAGAGAGCAGCGUACGCGGGAAAGAGAGGAACUCCGGGGCGGACGGUCCUCUUCCCCUCCACCGUCACCAUCUACCGCUUCCCGACGUGAGGCGAAUCAGGUUGACCUGCACGACUCCGGGAUGCUUCGGAUUGCUCCGACCCGGUGAGUUCCAGUUGUCCCGCCUUUCACUAGUGUGUGUAUGGAAGAACGUGCG